GCACAGCACAUGGAGCAGAAAAGCAAAAGAGUCGAGACGGGUCAAGUCUGUCCGAGCUUCCCAGACGACACAUGACACAUGCAGUCUCUGACGCGCUCGCCUCACCACUUGACUCUCUGCGACAGUGUGUGUGCGCAUUACGCAUUCCACGCCCACCGCCUCUCGCACCCGACACCUGCUUUACUUCCCAGUAAAACCACACACCCGGCCAUCGUCUCUGCAAAUCUCUCUUCAUUUUAGUUUCUCGUGGUUAAUCUCGUGCUCGAGCUGUUUUUGGAAUUGUUUUACCGGUGAUUUUUUUUAAGAAUUGGGGUUGCUAUUGUUGAAGCAGAGAGACCAGUGACUCCGAACCUGAUGAAUCUUCUGUCGAUUCUGGCAUCUGGGUCGGGCUCAAUUCUUCGUUCUCAGUAAUGGGUUGCGUUUAUUCGAGGGUUUGUAUUGGCGACGUUACGACUCCGAGAAUCAAAGGGACACAAAAUGCGAGCACGGACGAGAUCGCCGUGUUCUCUCCGGCCUCUUCUGACGGUCAAGAAGGCGAAAUCAGAGACCACUUCAACCAAUCGAGCCUCACCAGGGACCCAGAGGUCGGCAUCACUCGGCUCUCCAGGGUUUCGUCUCAGUUUCUACCUCCUGACGGGUCGAGAACCGUGAAGGUUCCCUCAGGAAACUACGAAUUGCGGUAUUCAUUUCUGUCUCAAAGAGGGUAUUACCCUGAUGCUCUGGAUAAGGCUAACCAGGACAGCUUUUGCAUUCACACCCCAUUUGGCACAGAGCCAAAUGAGCAUUUCUUCGGGGUCUUCGAUGGUCAUGGCGAAUUCGGAGCUCAGUGUUCGCAGUUCGUAAAGCGAAAGUUGUGUGAAAACCUGCUUAGGCAUAGUAAAUUUCAUGUUGAUGCUGUUGAGGCGUGCCACGGUGCGUUUUUAACGACGAAUUCGCAGUUACACUCUGAUAUUUUGGAUGAUAGUAUGAGUGGAACUACUGCAAUCACUGUGUUGGUUCGCGGCAGGACUAUAUACGUAGCGAAUUCCGGUGAUUCGAGGGCGGUUAUAGCGGAGCGGAGAGGGAAGGACAUUGUAGCAGUGGACCUUUCAAUUGAUCAGACGCCGUUUCGGGUGGAUGAGCUCGAAAGGGUUAAGCUUUGUGGCGCCAGGGUACUUACGUUGGAUCAGAUUGAGGGGUUGAAGAACCCGGAUGUGCAGUGUUGGGGCACUGAAGAAAGCGAUGAUGGCGAUCCGCCGAGGUUGUGGGUGCCCAAUGGGAUGUAUCCCGGCACGGCUUUUACGCGGAGUAUUGGUGAUUCGAUUGCUGAGUCCGUUGGGGUGGUUGCUAACCCUGAACUUGUUGUUUUGGAGCUCACAGCGAGUCAUCCUUUCUUCGUGCUUGCUAGCGAUGGGGUGUUCGAGUUUCUUUCCAGCCAAAGCGUGGUUGACAUGGUUGCAAAAUUUAAAGAUCCCCGUGAUGCUUGUGCCGCAAUUGUUGCAGAAUCUUAUAGACUUUGGCUACAGUAUGAAACUCGUACAGAUGAUAUUACUGUGAUCGUUGUGCAUAUUAAUGGGCUAACUGAUAUUGCUGUUGGUCAGUCAGCAACUCCUGGAGCUGUUUUACGACCCCCAGUUCCUCAUGUUAUAGAGGUGACAGGUUCUGAGUCUCCUUCUACCUUUAGCUGGAACACUAGGAACCAUCGUGUUAGGCACGAUUUAUCACGGGCACGUGUCCGUGCCAUCGAAAGUUCCCUAGAGAAUGGGCAAUUUUGGAUUCCUCCAUCUCCAGCCCACAGGAAGACUUGGGAAGAAGAAGCACACAUUGAACGAGCACUGCAUGACCAUUUCCUCUUCAGAAAACUUACUGAUACCCAGUGUCAUGUUUUGUUGGAUUGCAUGCAAAGAGUUGAGGUGCAGCCAGGGGAUGUUGUAGUUAAACAGGGUGGUGAAGGUGACUGCUUUUAUGUUGUUGGCAGUGGGGAAUUUGAGGUCUUGGCAACCCAGGAAGAACAAAAUGGUGAGGUCCCUAGGGUUCUGCAGCGAUACACAGCUGAGAAAUUAUCAUCCUUUGGGGAGCUGGCUUUAAUGUAUAACAAACCACUCCAGGCCUCUGUUCGUGCUGUGACAAGUGGAACUCUUUGGGCUUUAAAGAGAGAAGAUUUUCGAGGAAUUUUGAUGUCAGAGUUCUCUAAUUUGUCAUCCUUGAAGUUGCUUCGAUCAGUAGAUCUUCUUUCAAGGUUGACAAUCUUACAGCUGAGUCAGAUUGCAGAUUCCCUUUCUGAAGUUUCCUUCUCAGAUGGGCAGACAAUAGUUGAUAAAAAUGAAGGCAUCUUUGCAUUGUACAUUAUCCAGAAGGGACGAGUGAGAAUUACUUUUGACACAGAUUUAUUGAGAAAUCCAAACAUCUCCAGCCUCAUGUCUGACAAUCAAAAAGAGAGUAGUAAUUUCCAGAGCAGCCUGGAUCUCUCAGUGGAGAAAACAGAGGGAAGCUAUUUUGGCGAAUGGGCACUUAUUGGUGAAGAUAUAGGUUCCUUGAGAGCAGUUGCUAUGGGCAAUGUUGUAUGCGCUGUUUUAAUGAAGGCAAAAUUUGAUUCAGUUGUUGGCCCUUUGACAAAGCUUUCUCAGGAUGAUCACAAGUCGAGGCAUAAUUCCUUUGAUUUUCUAAAGGAAUCUGCGAAAAGUAUUGAUGUUACAGCUUUUGCUAAAGUUCAGCUCUCUGACUUGGAAUGGAAAAUGUGCUUAUAUUCCACUGAUUGCAGUGAGAUUGGGCUUGUACUUCUAAAAGAGUCAGAAAAUCUGCUUAGUUUGAAAAGAUUUUCAAAGCAGAAGGUCAAAGGUAUCGGAAAGGAAGCACAAGUCUUAAAAGAGAAGAAUCUGAUGAAGAGUUUGAGUCCUUCAGCAUGUGUUCCACAGGUUCUGUGCACUUGUGCAGAUCAAAUGCAUGCUGGCAUACUGCUAAAUACAUGCCUUGCUUGCCCUUUGGUUUCCAUACUUCACACCCCACUCAAUGAACCAUCUGCACGGUUCUGUGCUGCCUUUGUCGUUACUGCCUUAGGAAAUCUACAUAAGAAUGGUGUUCUCUACAGAGGUGUGUCCCCUGAUGUUUUAAUGUUGGACCAGAGAGGAUAUUUACAGCUGGUGGACUUCAGAUUUGGGAAGAGGUCAGAUGGCGAGAGGACAUUUACAAUUUGUGGAAUGGCAGAUUCUUUAGCUCCAGAGAUAGUCCAGGGAAAAGGCCAUGGCUUCCCUGCUGACUGGUGGGCAUUAGGAGUCUUGGUAUAUUUCAUGCUACAUGGUGAAAUGCCAUUUGGUUCAUGGAGAGAAAGUGAGCUUGAUACAUAUGCCAAGAUUGCUAAAGGACAGCUAAAUCUUCCAGAGACUCUCAGCCCUGAAGCUGUUGAUCUUCUCACCAAGUUACUUGAAGUUGAUGAAAAUACAAGACUUGGAAGCCAAGGUUCAGAUUCUGUCAGACAUCAUCCAUGGUUUGAUGGUAUUGACUGGAAAGGGAUUACGGACCAUAGCUUUCCCGUUCCUCACGAGAUCACCUCCCGAAUAUCACAGCAUUUGGAAACUCACUCUGAGGACUGCACUCCUCUAGUUUCCUUGUCUCAGGAUGCAGAACUCAACACUCCUGAAUGGCUUGAUGACUGGUAGAAGAAUGAUCAUUUUGGGGGUUUCCACUACUUUGAACUUUUGGCCGGUGGAGUUCUUCUCCCUCUGAUGAGAUUGACUGGUUGCUUGUUUGAACAUUUAGAACCCUGACAUGCAGAGUCAAUGGAGAAAAUGAGGAUCAAGUUUCAGGCGCAAACCUGGUCAUAAUCCCAUAUAUAUUUUCAUUUUUCCUAAUAUGAUUACAUGAUAGAAAUGGAAGAAUAUUUUCUUUAGGGUGCUUUCUCUGCCACCUGAUUGUCCAUUUAACUAGUUAGAUGGAGAGGCCAUUUUUUUUUUCUGUGAAAUUUGCCUAAUGUAAAUGCUUGUAUAUGUAAAUGAAUUAGGUUUCUCGUCGUUUCAUAAUGAAAUUCUAGCUGUCCACAAAACUUCUGCAAUGGUUUUGAUUGGCCAAAUGGAUUUGUACUUUGCUUUCUUA
Molecule: messenger RNA, 4068 nt
Organism: Corylus avellana
Lineage: Eukaryota; Viridiplantae; Streptophyta; Magnoliopsida; Fagales; Betulaceae
Product: protein phosphatase 2C and cyclic nucleotide-binding/kinase domain-containing protein
Biological process (GO): protein phosphorylation
Cellular component (GO): cAMP-dependent protein kinase complex
Molecular function (GO): cAMP-dependent protein kinase activity; cation binding; ATP binding
Source: RefSeq, a predicted model, not a curated record